GGCUCCGGUCGUGUGGUAUAUCCUGCACUAUUACAUGAUAUUUACCAGGCUUGGCAUUCCAGAGCUGGGAUGUAACUGAAAUAGAUCUGGUGGAGACAUGGAGGGCAGCUGUGGAGGAAACCGUGAUUAACUAACUCCCUGCAUUUAAAGUCAACACGUUGCACUGAUUAAUUCUGUGUUUUCAUUGAAGCUGCAGUCUAAUUUAAAAGGAAAACAAUAAAAUACAAGGCAGUUAGUAACGAGAACCACGUGUUGUCCAUCUUGGUCCACCAACACUCCCCCCCCCCCYCGUUUCCCAUCUGUGCCCUUCAGGCCCUCACUUGAGUCACCUCCCACUUUCCUCUUCCUUCAGAGCUCGUCUGUUUUUGUUUUUGAGCCUGGGCUCUUUGCACAGGAAACUGUAUACAUUGGGAGCAUUCAGGAAAGGCAGGGAGAAACUUUCCCAUUAGCUCCAGCUUUGAGGACAUAACGGAGGGGAGAAAAAAAUUAUAAGAGGGGUCAGUAACUGGGAGAGAAACAGAUGUCAGCUGUUCUCCUCCUCCCAUAACCUCGUCUCCCUCCCUCUUACAUAGUCUGGACGCUUGAAAAAUCGCUGCCACAUCACUGCCACGAGGCUAUCCCUCAAUUCAGAAAAUGCAGAAAGUCUUUCUCAAAAAACAACUAUAGCCAUGUUCCUAAUGGAUGGGUGUCUCAGCUGCAGAAGAAACCAAUGAGGAGAACAGACUGGAAUGAAGGAAAAGAGGAGGAGAUAAAAGAGCAGAGAGAGGGGGAGAGAGAGAGACUGGGGGUGAAAAAACAACAGGAAACCAAACGAUUCUAAUGCUGUUUCUGCAAAUCAGCUCACAUAAUUCAGCUGAACACCAUGAGGAACAGUCCCGCCGCGUCUUUUCUCGGCUCAUCUCCCGAGGAACGAGCCAUGUAAAAAGAGCUGAAGUUUGAAAAGUGACGUCAGCAGCAGCCGUGCGGUCUGUCAGGGUGCGAGCGGAUGCAGGCAUUUGGGAGCUGUGUGCUGGGAUUCCUGUGCGGCUGCCUUUUGACCUGCCGUCUCAUUUCUGGUUUUUGGGCUCAUAUGGAUCAAUUCUGGUGCUUUCAGGGAACGUUCUGUUUCAGUCUUCUGGACUACUAACUGGAGCCCACAUGAAGAAUAAAGGAAACAAGCAGAAGACCAAAAAGAAAGGAAGUGAGAAUGUGUUCGGCUGUGACCUGACAGAACAUCUCCAGGGCUCAGGACAAGAUGUUCCUCAGGUUCUCCAGAAGUGUGCGGAGUUUAUUGAGCAGCAUGGGAUUGUGGAUGGGAUCUACAGACUCUCAGGGGUCACCUCAAACAUCCAGCGUCUCAGGCAGGAAUUCUGCUCCGAGGCGUGCCCUGACCUUACCAAGGAAGUAUACCUCCAGGACAUCCACUGUGUGGGUUCCUUAUGUAAGCUCUACUUCAGGGAGCUGCCCAAUCCUCUGCUCACAUAUGAGCUCUACAGCAAAUUCACUGAGGCUGUGUCCCUUCAAGGAGACCAAGACAGACUUUCACAUAUUCAGACAGUUAUCAAAGAGCUUCCCUCCCCUCACUUCAGGACUCUGGAGUACCUUUCCAAGCACUUGGCCCGUCUUGCUACCUUAAGCGCCCAGACAAAUAUGCACACGCGCAAUCUGGCUUUGGUUUGGGCUCCAAAUCUGUUAAGAUCCAAGGACAUUGAGACUUCAUCUGGUAAUGGAGACAUGGCCUUCCAGGAAGUGCGAAUACAGCAGUCAGUGAUCGAGUUUAUCUUAAACCACACAGAGCAGAUCUUCAGUGGUGAUUCUGAUCAAAUAAAACCCAAAGAAGGACCGAGUUUGAUGUGUGCAGAGAAAUACGCCACUCUCCCGAUCAGCGGUGGGAGUGGGCCGAUGAAACUGAUGAGCCUGGAAGAAGCCCAGGCCCGCUCCUUAAGUCCAAAUCACCCAGUGCACAAAGAACGUCAGCGAGAGAACAGCCUACCUGACACUAGCACUGCAUCGCUCUAUCACACGGUCAUAGAAAUAUCAGACAACAAGAGGAGGUUCUCUGGAAAAUCUAAAAAGUGGAAGUCUAUCUUUAACCUGGGAAGAUCUGUGGAGUCAAAGGGAAAACUCAGCCGCAAUGGCAGCGUGUUCAUCAGAGCACAGGGAGCAUCAGAAAAGGCAGCUCUGCGUCCUUCCAGAAGCAUGGAGUCCUUGUGCUCCUCGUCUCCAGAUGAUGACGGGGCGAGAAGCAAUACCUCAGCUGAUGGAUCCAAUAGUAUUUUUAUUCCUGAUGUGAAAUCCAGAACACUGGGAUCUGACUCCCUCUAUGAUCUGAAUGAACAUAGCCAAAACUGGGAGAUGAAAGCAAAGAAAGGUGGUGCGAAGGCCGGCUGGAGCUCCGGCCUGAACCAAAAAGACUCACCGGGAGCUUCCUCUUUCCAGAAAACAAUGCCAGAGCAGCUCAAGGUGUUCAAAGGGGAUGACCUCAGCAACUACAAACCGAGUUCUCCGAAAAACAGGAGGAUGCUGUACUCCGGCUCCUCCCGGCCCUCGUUCCCAGGCAGCUUCUUCCCACUGGAGUCUUCGCCGAGGCACCAACGCAGAGCUGUCAACAUAUCUGAGCCUUUUGCCGUGUCCGUGCCCUUACGCGUGUCGGCCGUCAUCAGCUCCAACAGCACGCCGUGCAGAGGGCUCAACAAAGAGAAAGCAGCCACUUUGAAGCCUUGCAGGGAGCCUACAGAGCAGAGCAGCCACUUUAAGAAGAGCAACACUUUCCCUCUGCUGGAGCCGAAAAGGCAGGAAGGAACAGAGAAGAAGCACACCGAGGUUCUGGCCUUCAGAGUGUCGCCAGAGGAUAAAGACAAGAAAACAUUGCAAAAAAACGAAGGAGUAAAGAUUGUUUCUAAACUGGAAGAGCUACCUAAUGCACAAAAAAGCGAAGACAAAGAUACAGCGCCAUCUUCUGGGGAAGACAUUCACAAUCUCACUAAAGAUACACAACUGGAUGUUGGACCUGCUGCUGGGAAAACGCUUUGGUCUGACCUCCAUCAGGAACUGAUGAUAACUGAGCCUGAAAUCAACCUGCUGCAUAAGACUUUCAAACCGGUUUUUGCUUCAACAAGCACCAAGUUAACAAUGGACGUCAAGUCAAAGCGAAGCCGCAGCUCUCCGUCUUUAUCCCUGCUUUGUAAGGAGCCUUCGUCGAACGCCUCUUUGUUCGAGCGCGCAACUGCAAAUAGACCCGACUCAAAAAGAAAACAGCCCUCGGAGUCAGACCUGUUGUUUUGUGUUCACAAAAACUUUGACGUCCAAAUUUCAAGCACAUUAGAUGCAAAAGAGAAGCUGAAACCUUUACAUAAAAGUGCACCGGCUUACACCAGCCAGGCUCCCAGGAGGGAAACCAGGCCAGACUGUGUUAGAAAUCCUCUAACGAUAAAGGACGCCCCACAGGUCGCAAGCUUCUCAGACAGUGCAGACAGACAAUCUGAGAAGCAAGAGGACACAAAAAGAUCGCAGGACGAAGUAAAGAAAAGCGUGAAUCCUGAGGUGGAACCCUGUCAGAGACUCUCGGUGUGUUUAGAGGAGAGACGAAACAUGCCGGAGCUGGCAAACUUUGAUGACGAAGACGUAUUUGGAAUGAACCUGGAGGAGCUGGACUUGGUGGAGUCCUGGGAGGAUCUUAGCUCCACCAAGCAGUGGGUUACUAGUCCCCUGCACUCGCCCGACAUCGAGGAGCUGUUUAACCAGCUUUCCCCCUUCAGUUCUAAGGGAGAAACUCCAAACCCAGAGGUUUCAUCUCCUGAAAACGUUCCUCAGAGUGUUGGAGCUAACCCAGAAAUUAAAUGGACCAAUCUGCCGUUGGUGCCUAGACGGACGAGCUUGAACAACAAUAAUGCAACCCAACCUCCAACAGCAAAGAGCAGCAUGGCAAAACCAAAGAAUACAGGAUCAUCUCAGAGAUUCACCAGGCAAAUGUCAUGUGAGACAACGGCGGCAGAGAAAAAAGAGGAGCACGGCUCUUUCAGACAAAGACCCUGCUCCCUUAACUUAGACCUUAGCCAUCGAUGCAUAAGAGACAUUUCAAAUCAGCAAAAUCGCAAGUCGUCUGAGUUUUUUUCUGGUCCAAAAGGCUUGCUGGCCGCUUCUGGAACUGUGAAUAAAGGACAUUCUGAGUUGGAUCUGUUUCUAAAUGACAGACAGGCGCCUCUCCGCCGAAACUCUGCCCCAGUCAGCGUGUCAUCGGUGCGGACAGCCUUCAUGAUAAAAACAUGUCAGGUCAAAGCUGUGCCCGUUGUCCCUCCACAGGUGCAGUACAGCCAGAUACCUCAAACAAAGCAGGAAAGUGAUACUGUCACUGUGAAGGAGCAAGAAAAGGGAUUCCCAAAGACAAGCACAGACACGAGCACUGCCACCCCGCCUAUGCUGAUGUCGGACCUAAAGGAGGAACUGGAGAACAAAGAGCCACCCCCUAAACACCAAAAGCAUGCAAAUGUUCAGAAAUCAGCUGAAGCUGGGAAGAAUGCCACCCCAGAGCUGCCAGUCAUAACUAGGAGGCAUGCCCCGAGUCUGGAAGUGUUUGUAGAUGGUCCUAGACCCAACAGAGGAGCACUGCUGCAAAGGCCGUCCUUUAGAAACCGGCAGAGACCUCAGAGCCUCAUCCUCCUCAGCCCCCCUUUCCCGUUCAUGGACUAUCCAACAUCAGGGGACGAUGGCAAGCUGCUCUCAUCCAUCAAGAGUCUAAAUGACACGUCAGCGCUCAACGUCUUUUCCAAAGAGAUGACCGAGAACUUCAGGACACAAGAGGGACUCGCUCUGCAGAACAAAAUGACGAUCCCGAAAAGUGGACAGAGACUCGAAACAUCAACCAGCUGCUUCUACCAGCCUCAGAGGAGGUCCAUGAUAUUCGACAGCAGGAGUCCUAGGCAGAUCGAGUGACUGCGAGUGGGCCAGCGUGUAAAUAGGUGCAGAACAUAAAGAAUCUUUGGAAAACAGAAAAGAUCAUGAAAAUAGUCUACGGGAUGAAGCCAAAGCGAUCCAAAAAUCAAAAAGUGGAAGCCAUAACUCAGAUUUCUCUGAUAUGUGAGAAAUCAAUAUUUUUAUUCAUUCUCUUAAUCCUCACUGGUAUUUUUUUAUAUGUGUAAUCAUAUUUUUUUAUCAAAUUACAUUUUUAUUCCCAGAUAGAGUUUCAGAUCAAGUUACAGCGUCAAAGUACGAAGUCUCUCUGACAAAAUAAAUGCCAUCAAAUUUCUCUUCAUCAUCUGACUUGAUAAGAGGCCUGAAUAUAUGAGGCAGCAAGUGAACAUUGUGUUAUCAAGGUUGGCAAAAAUACACAAGUUUAAACAGGUCCAAAUUAUGGUGGCUAAUUUCUCUCCACCAUUUCUCUCCCAAGUUUAACGCACCUGGAUCAAAUAAUGGAUCAUUAGAAGGCCUAAGAAGAACGAUGACAUGCUGAAAAGAUUGUUACUAACUAACUAAAACCUGCAGGAUGCAGGAUCACCCCUGUACUAGAUAACAAAUCAGACCCAAGAGAGCAUGUGCCAUGACUGCUGAUAAAAUUUAGGCUGCUGUUCUAUGUUAACGUGAUGGCAAGAUGACCUUUCACUGAGUGACAAUGACAUAGGUAAAAAACAAAAACAAAAGAAAAAGUGGGAAGCAGGUUCUGCCCUAAGAUGUGCACAAACUGCAUGCAUUUAAUUCAGAACAAACUGAAGUCAAUCACAUGUUGCUCUUUUUUUCAGAUAUUAGCUCUGCAGCAUAUGGUUGCUAAACUCACUAACUUCUCCCCCCUCAAAAAACCCAUUUGCAAACAAACUCACACAAAGCAAUGAUCACAAGAAGACAUGCUCACCUCUACAACACCUACCAGCCAUGAGCAUUUUUGUUGAUCACAACACAAACACUAGAUGGAGCCAGAUGAACCAGAUUUAGGCCUGUGGCAUGUAAUACAGCCCUGAAAUCACCUUUUGCACGCAGAGGAAAUGUUCCUGUUAGCGAAAGGUUUCUGACACUGAUGCAAAAACGUGUCGGCACAAUUUAUAUUCUGUAGCUUGUGGAGUUCAGGUUCAGGUUAGUCCCUAAUCCGUUAAAAUCCAAGAAAUGAUCCAAUAGCUUUGGGAGCUCCAGGGAUGGAGCAGGAUUAUUUUAGAAGCACAUAAAAACCUGAUGUACUGUUUUACAGAAGAAGCAUAAAGAAAGACAAAGUGCUGCAACACAAAAACUGUGUUAAACAGGAAAUGACGUAUCUGUCAAGAAUUACCUACUGAAGAAGGACAACUGAAGUCUUAAAGGAAAAUAUCGAUUAAAACUGUUUUUAUGAAGCAAACUAUUUAUCCCUGAAUUAAAAUUUUAAUUUUCCUUUCAAUCAGCUGACUCUUAUGGCAUUAAUUAUUAUUUUAUAUAUAUAUAUAUGAACACAUAUUGAGACUGGAUCUGUGGCACACUGACGUCAAUGUGAUUUUGUUCAAGUGAUAUUUAAAUGAUUUUAUUUUCAUAUUUCUAUGUAUCAGAAAUUUUAAUAACAGUAUUUACCAGCCGAAGGAGUGUAAGUAAUGUGUAUCUUGAUUGUAUCAGAGUUACUUCGGCAGUUUUGUUGUCGUUGUUUUGGAAUAUAUGUUGUAAUAUGACAAAUGAAAAGUGAAGUCAAAGAGCCGUUAAUCAGACGGUAAAUUUGCAGGCUGCCUCUGUGCGAGCUGACUGUAUUCACUUUGGAGCUUCAAGGUUUGCUUUGAGUCAAAGUCAGAUUUUGCCAUCUCCAGAUUUUUUUUCUCUCCUCUGAUGUGUUUAGCAGAUCACUUGUAAAUGCACAGGAUAGUUUUUUUUGUGUUGAACAUACUUUGAAUGCUAUUGAGCUGACUUUUUUUUUUUUUUUUACCACAGUUUGAAUGAGCAAGAUGAUUGAGUCUAAAGUCAUCUAAAGUUUUCCGUUGGUUUUUAUAACUCCUGUAUGCUUGUUGAGGCUGACAAGAAUUCAAUAUGUUGCAUGAAUUUACAUAAAAAUGUAUCAGUGUUAAAGAUUUUGAGGUGAAAGUCUUUCGAUGACAGCACCUGCAGUAAUGUACAUAUUAUUACUGAUUUUGUUACAAAUCAUCAGAAUAAUAAAAAAAAAUGAAAGUAUUGUGACAAUAAU
Messenger RNA from Poecilia reticulata (guppy), 7102 nucleotides. RefSeq names its product Rho GTPase activating protein 31 (gene arhgap31). The record is from RefSeq and is a predicted model, not a curated record. Gene Ontology annotation, molecular function: GTPase activator activity. NCBI's taxonomy places the organism in Eukaryota, Metazoa, Chordata, Actinopteri, Cyprinodontiformes, Poeciliidae. Gene Ontology annotation, cellular component: lamellipodium. Gene Ontology annotation, biological process: small GTPase-mediated signal transduction.